Molecule: messenger RNA, 1761 nt
Organism: Acytostelium subglobosum LB1
Lineage: Eukaryota; Evosea; Eumycetozoa; Acytosteliales; Acytosteliaceae
Exons: 7
Biological process (GO): proteolysis
Molecular function (GO): serine-type exopeptidase activity; dipeptidyl-peptidase activity
Source: RefSeq, a predicted model, not a curated record
AUGUAUAAUAUUUAUUUGUUACUUUUAAUUCUUGUUGGAUUUGUUUAUUUACCAACUAUCAAUGGAGCAUUCGUCCAUGAUACUGUGAUCAGUCCAUGCUCUCCAUAUCACACCUUCUUGCAACCAGUUGAUCACUUUGAAGAUGAAAAGGAAUACGUCAAUCACUACUUCUACCAAAGAUUCUGCUUGAACAACAAGUUCGUUACUCCUGGUCAUACUCCUCAAACCAUCUUCUUGAUACUUGGAGGAGAGAAUCCAUUGGACCCUGAUCUGGUCAAUCAUCUUCCAUUUAUCGAUGUGGCUAAUGAGACUCAGGCAAUGGUAGUUGCACUGGAGAUUAGAUAUUAUGGUGAGAGUCUUCCAAUGCCAAACUUGACAACUCAUCACCUUAGGUUCCUAACAACUGAACAAAUUUUGGAGGAUAUUGCCAAUUUCCAGAUUGGAUUAUCAAACUAUCUUGGACUUGCUAAUUCCAAAUGGAUAGUAAUGGGAUGUUCAUAUGGAGGUACUUUGGCAACUUGGUAUAAGAUGAAGUAUCCUAAUUUGGCUACUGCUGUUGUGGCUUCAUCUGCACCUUUGAAGGCUGUAACAAAGUUUGACUCUUAUGAUAGAAAGAUACGUGAGAACUUGGGUCCUGAAUGCUCAGCAUCCCUAAAGAGACUAUUCGAUCACAUCGAGCAUGAGAUAAUGACCAACAAGAACACAUCACUCAAAUCAUUGUUCAAGUGUAAUCAAGAAAUGGAUGAUAGAAUGUUCCUAUACAUGAUCUCGGAGACCCUAAGCUACGCCGUUCAAUACAACUCCAAACAAAGGGCAAUCAGCAACCUCUGUCCCAAGUUAGAGCACGAUCCAGAACUAGAAAUAAUCGAUCUUCUUUCAAUCUACGUUGGAUUCGUCAAUGAUCUAUUCACGAAUCAACAUAUGGAAUGCGAGGACUAUAAUAUUUAUAAUUAUGCAGGUGCCGGACCAGACGUAUCUGGAGCAAGACAGUGGACAUGGCAAAUGUGUAGUGAAUAUGGAUGGUUCUUUGUAGGCUCAGACAGUAAUACAACACUCAAAUCCUCAUUGAUCAAUGUUACAUGGUGGGAAGAAGAGGUCUGUCGUAUCUUAUUCGGCAAGCCAAUGAGUCCAUUCGUCGACAGGAUCAAUACAAGAUACAGUAUUGACAAUAUCAAACAAAUGUCCAAUAUACUAUUCACACAUGGUGACUUUGAUCCAUGGAUGAACCUAUCAGUAACUGAUCAAUGUCAACUUCCAUCAUCAAACAUAUUGAUAAUUCCAGGUGAAUCUCAUUGUGCCAAUUGGUUCUCAGAGACAGCUCGUGACUCUGUAGAGUUGAAGAACUCUAGGAAACAGUUGGGCUCAUUCAUUAAGCAGUAUGUCCAGACUACUUGUAAUAAUGAGUUUUGUCGUAGAGAUGGUGGAGUAUGUCUUCCAGAGAAGUAUAAUGAUACAAUGUUCUUGACAGAAUGUAUCUCGGCAAACAUAACAUGUAAGGAUGGUAUACGAACUGCUAUACCAAUUGAUGAAGUCCUCACUUCAAUCACUGGAGCGCAUAAUGAGCUUCCAGUUGAUGGUGCACCACCUGGUGUCCCUGGGUCUGUCUUCAUCCAUCAUCAAAGGCGAUCCAAAGGAGUCGACCCUGGAUCCAGACCAUUUAUCGGCCACAUCAAUCAAUCAGACUGCUCAAGAACAAGUCCAUGGACCAUCAGUACACUAAGCAUCAUCAUUCCAUCGGUCAUCCUACUCGUCCAACUUUUG